CAUCAUCACCACCACCCUCAACACCACCAUCUUUCCUCCUCUUCUUCUUCUUCAUGUAGGGCCGAAUAAUCAUGGCACCCCAUGCCGCCCCCCUGAACCCGUCCGAUAUCUCCGAUGCCGCCCGCCGAAGCUUGCUCGGGCUGCUUGAAGGCGUACGCGGCAGGAAGAACAUUGUCUUUGAGCGCUCGCUGUCAGGGCCCCUGAACCUGCUCGUCAAGUUCUCCCAAUUGCAAGAAUACGGCGUCGACCGUCCAUUCUUCCUGGAAAAUGGCAACAUCGACUCCUCUCAGCGCAACGUCGUCUUCAUUGCCCGCGGCGACAAGGCCAAGACGGCUCUCGCCGUAGCCGAGCAAAUCAAGAAGCUCCGUCAUAGCAGCCAGACAGAUCAUGAAUUCUCCAUCUUCUGGGUGCCGCGACGGACACUCGUAGCCGACCAGGUCCUCGAGGAAGCAGGCGUCCUAGGCGAGGUCAACAUGGCAGAAUGGCCGUUGGACUUUGUCCCGCUUACCGACGACCUUCUUUCAUUGGAACUCGAUGAUGCUGUUAGCGAUCUCUACCUGCGCAAAGACCCGACGCCGACCUUCCUCUCGGCGCGAGCACUCAUGCGACUGCAGGAGAAACAUGGUCUUUUCCCACGUAUAGUGGGCAAAGGAGACAACGCGCGCCGGCUUAUAGACCUUUUGGUGCGCAUGCGCACAGAGGUGCUAGCAAGCCCUAGUUCAAGCAUGGAUUCGCCCCUAGGCCUUACUCCAAGCUCCGUUCUCGACAGCUUGAUCGUCAUUGACCGCGAAGUCGACUUUCCCACCGCGCUCAUGACGCAAUUGACCUAUGAAGGGCUCCUUGACGAGGAGUUCUACAUCCAAUCCAACCAAAUUGAGGUCGAGUCGUCAGUAGUAGGUUCUGCUCCAGGCGGCCCGUCGCAACCCGGCGCUUCUUCAUCGACGCAAGCCUUGAAGCGCAAGAUCCCGCUCGAAGCUAGCGACACGUUGUACAGCACUCUGCGAGACACGAACUUUGCCACCGUCGGCCCGCUGCUCAACAAGGUGGCUCGGCGGCUGCAGCAGUCGUACGAGAACCGCAACAUUGCGCAGAAGACGACGUCAGAGCUGCGCGACUUUGUGUCGAAGCUGCCGGGGUACCAAGCCGAGCAGGCGUCGCUGAAGCUGCACACCUCGCUGGCGGAGGAAAUCAUCAAGCACACGCGGUCCGACAUCUUCAGCCGCGUGCUCGAGGUGCAGCAGAACCUGGUGGCGGGCGCGGACCCCAGCUCGCAGCACGACAACAUCGAGGAGCUGAUGGCGCGUGGCGUCAAGGCCGAGACGGUGCUGCGGCUGCUGUGCCUCGAGAGCUGCCUGCACGGCGGCCUGCGCCCGCGCGACCUCGAGAACUUCAAGCGCGCCGUCCUGCACGCCUACGGGCACCAGCACCUGCUGACGCUGGCGAACCUCGAGCGCGCGGGCCUGCUGGUCCCCCGCUCGGGCGGCGUGGGCGUCGGCCUCCCUGGCGUUGUCGGCUCCGGAGGCAGCGCCGCCCGCCCCGCCCCAAGCACAAACUACAGCGCGGCACGACGCGCACUCGGCCUCAUCAUCGACGAGGUCAACGAGGCCGAGCCCGACGACAUCGCCUACGUCUUCUCGGGCUACGCGCCGCUGUCGGUGCGCCUCGUCCAGUGCGUCCUGCAGAAAGAGUACGUGACGGCGCUGUCGUCGUCGAACCCAGCCCGCCGCGCCGAGACGUUCACGUCGACGCUGGCCGCCGCCGCCACGGGCGCCGCCUCCUCGGCCACGGGCUCGCGCACAGGCUCGCCCGCCCCGGCACCCACGCCUCCGCCUGCUGCCGCAGCGAGCAUCCACGCCCAGGGCUGGCGGCCCUUUGACGACGUGCUGCGCCACGUGCGCGGCGCGACGGUCGACGUGGCGCAGCCGGGCGAGGAGAAGGCGGCGCGGGCGCGCGCGCUGCUGAACGGCAAUGGAAGCAACAACAACAAUCACGGCGGAUCGAGCAAGACAAUCGUCGUCUUCUUCCUAGGCGGCAUCACGCGGGCCGAGAUCGCGGCGCUGCGGUUCGUGAGCCGCGCGCUGGCCGAGGAGGGGCGGGGCCGGCGCAUCGUCGUUGCGACGACGGGCGUGGUGCGUGGGGAUGGGGUUGUGGGCGCGGCGAUUGAGCGGGGGGCGUUGGGGGGUGCGGGGGUUUAAACAGUUGGGCGUGUGUGUCGUGUAUGCGGUAGGUAAGAUGUAUGUAUAAGUAGAGGCAUUGAGCGAGCGAGCGAGCGCGCGAGCACGUCAAUAGAGUUUGCAACGGCG
Messenger RNA from Aplosporella prunicola CBS 121167, 2303 nucleotides. RefSeq lists its product as uncharacterized. Gene Ontology annotation, biological process: intracellular protein transport; vesicle-mediated transport. The transcript is spliced from 4 exons. Lineage: Eukaryota; Fungi; Ascomycota; Dothideomycetes; Botryosphaeriales; Aplosporellaceae. Gene Ontology annotation, cellular component: fungal-type vacuole; CORVET complex. The coding region runs from base 72 to 2195 and encodes 707 amino acids. The record is from RefSeq and is a predicted model, not a curated record.